Molecule: messenger RNA, 1221 nt
Organism: Acytostelium subglobosum LB1
Lineage: Eukaryota; Evosea; Eumycetozoa; Acytosteliales; Acytosteliaceae
Exons: 2
Coding region: 1-1221 (406 amino acids)
Source: RefSeq, a predicted model, not a curated record
AUGUCUUCAACUUCUCCUACAACAUCAGGAGGACAGCAGACUCAACAACAGCAGCAGCCACAACAGCAGGUAUUAUCACCAGAUGGAAAGAAGGUUAACUUAAAGGAAGCCAGUACUGUUGAGGACUUUAAUAAGGAUGAUGCAAAUGGAUGGGAUUUUGGAGGCUCGAUAAGAGUUAAUACGCUACACAAGAAUGACGUCAAGCGUGGAAACUUGAUUGACGAGAUAUCCGACUUGAGGAAUGUACUUAGGAAGUCGGUAAUGGGUCCAUUGUCUCGUGAGUUGCUCACGGACAAGAUGUACAUGCCACCGGGCGACGACGAGUACGACCUACUGGACGCCGCCACAACAUCAUCGGGCGGCGGCGGCGGCGACUACCGCAUGCCACACUCAAGAAGCAACGUCAGCAUCUCAUCAAUGUCCUCGUCGCGACUCUCACAACAUCAGUCGGUGAACGAGGAAGAGAUCAAGCAAUGUGACGCGAUCGAGAGUGAGCUGAGCGAGCUGCUCACAAACAAAGCGGCCCAGGAGGACGUCCCAACGAUCACCAUCAACAAGGAGAAGCUGGUCAUGCUCAUGAAGGACUACAAGCGUUCAAAGGACGUUAUGAAGGUCAAGUCCUCGCUGAUUCAAGAGAUGGACAAUGAGCUGUGCGAGGUCAGGGGUGACCUUGAGCUCAAGAAGAAGAAGAUCCAGAUACUCAAGUCGGCUCACAACACAAUCAGACCAAGCGCCCAUCAACACGCAGUCGUCGAGCAACAACAACAACAGCCACCAGCAUCAUCAUCCAACAACAACACUAGAAUGAGCAAUGGCACUGGUACAGGUGGCCGAGUUAGGUCAUCCACUGUUGCCUCACCACAUGACACCCAAUCAUCAGGACAAAGACAACAACACGAAUCAUCAUCUUCAUCAGCAUCAAUUAAUACAUCUAUCAACAAUCUACUACAACAGACCACUUCGGCGCCGGGUGGCGUGAUCAGCGAGGACAUCAACUCAAAGAUCGUCGACGUGCUCAACACGGCCAAGUACAGGAUCGAGAGGAUACAGUUCAAGAACCGCAUGCUGCUCACGUCCAAGAUGCACACGCUGUCCAACGAGAUCCACCAGAUUCUGGACAAGCGCAUCACCAAGAAGCAGGUGAACAUCGAGCUGGUCAAGAACUCGCAGAUCGUGGCCGACUGCGACGAGAGAUCAGCAAGUCCAUCGUCAACUUUAUGA